AUGAAACAGUCAAUUCUAUCAAAACGGGAAGCCAAUUAUGAUCUUUUUGAUCUGAAAAUCAGGGCAAAAUCAGUCUGCUGGUUUUUGGUUGGACAGGUUGGGAAAGAGCUUCUGGAGACUCUUGCGUUGUUUGAUUCCAACGUUUUGAGAAGAGUAUGUAUCACAGAGUCGAUUUCUCUUAAAGUCUUUGAGAAACUAGUGAGAACCGAACAUUGGCGAAACUUGGAACGAGUUAUGUUUGUGAGCCGUAUGGAUGUUUCAAUAGACUAUUUUCUGCAUUUGGGGAGAUACGAUAUCAAAUUGAAAGAACUGAAGGCGACAGAUGUUUGGAGAGCUGUGCAGAAGAUGCUCUUCAAUGACUCUCCUCGCCUCUCUGGAUUCACCAUUUUCUACAGUAAUACUCUUACAGUUGAAGAGAUAUUCAAACACACAAUCAUCCCGAUGACUGAUGAACCACUCAAGGAAACUUGGCUCACUGCUCAACAUACUCAACGAUUCAGAAUGACUAUUGGUGUCCAUAUAUUCGUCCUCCUUUUUCUAGACGGAUGGAUUCAAGGAUUUGUUGGGAGAGUGAUUGAUAUUAAUCAAGAAUAUUCGCGGUUUAUGAACAAUUUUUUCUGA
Messenger RNA from Caenorhabditis remanei, 621 nucleotides. RefSeq lists its product as uncharacterized. Lineage: Eukaryota; Metazoa; Nematoda; Chromadorea; Rhabditida; Rhabditidae. The transcript has 3 exons. Bases 1 to 621 code for a protein of 206 amino acids. The record is from RefSeq and is a predicted model, not a curated record.